AUGGAUACUCAAAAGAAUCGCCAAUUUCUCUCUUUUUCACAAAUGAUCUUUGACUGUACGUUGUUAGAAGGGACAUGUCCGUUGUGGCGUAAUCGGCUCGAAUUUGCAUAUAUCUAUCUAUCUAUCUAUCUAUCUAUCUACAUUUAUAAAUGGCAAUUUCUUUCUUCAAGUUUCAACACUUUCUUUCUUUCGUUUCCCUUUUUUCUUUUUCUUUCUUUUGUUUUCUUUCUUUUUUCUACUUUCUUUCUUUCUUUCUUUCUUUCUUUCUUUUACUUUCUUUCUUUCUUUUUUCUGUCUUUCUUUCUAUUUCAUUUCUUUCUUUUAGUUUCUUUCUAUUUUCUUUCUUUCUUUCUUUCGUUUCCCUUUUUUCUUUUUCUUUCUUUUGUUUUCUUUCUUUUUUCUACUUUCUUUCUUUCUUUCUUUCUUUCUUUCUUUUACUUUCUUUCUUUCUUUUUUCUGUCUUUCUUUCUAUUUCAUUUCUUUCUUUUAGUUUCUUUCUAUUUUCUUUCUUUCUUUCUUUCGUUUCCCUUUUUUCUUUUUCUUUCUUUUGUUUUUGUUUCUUUUUUCUUCUUUCUUUCUUUCUUUUACUUACUUUCUUUCUUUUUUCUGUCUUUCUUUCGAUUUCAUUUCUUUCUUCUUUUAAUCUAUUUCUAUUUUCUUUCUUUCUUUCUGUUGUGGUAG
Acanthosepion pharaonis is the source of this 681-nucleotide messenger RNA. The record is from the annotation of a GenBank genome assembly. NCBI's taxonomy places the organism in Eukaryota, Metazoa, Mollusca, Cephalopoda, Sepiida, Sepiidae.